Messenger RNA from Octodon degus (degu), 432 nucleotides. RefSeq names its product cystatin A (gene Csta). Gene Ontology annotation, molecular function: cysteine-type endopeptidase inhibitor activity. Bases 58 to 357 code for a protein of 99 amino acids. Gene Ontology annotation, cellular component: cytosol. The record is from RefSeq and is a predicted model, not a curated record. Lineage: Eukaryota; Metazoa; Chordata; Mammalia; Rodentia; Octodontidae. The transcript is spliced from 3 exons.
ACUUGCCUAGUACUUUGGUUCCAGCGCUCUGCUCCUGCGAGGAAGCAACCAGCCACAAUGAUACCUGGAGGCUUGAGCGAGGCCAAACCUGCUACUCCUGAAAUCCAGGAGAUUGCUGACAAGGUCAAACCACAGCUUGAAGAAAAAACAAAUGAGUCUUACCAAGAAUUCAUAGCUGAAGAGUAUAAAAGUCAAGUGGUUGCUGGAAUAAAUUACUACAUUAAGAUUCGGGUAGGUGACCAGAGUUAUAUCCACAUUAAAGUAUUCAAACCUCUUCCUGGACAAAAUGAAGAUGGGCUGGAACUUUCUGAUUACCAGACAGGAAAAACCAAGGACGAUGAGCUGACUGGCUUUUAGUGCUGCAUUCCAAAGUGGUCUGAUUCUUUGCACUGGCCACAGAUUAAUUAUCCUUGCUAGUAAAUAUAACCAUUA